Molecule: messenger RNA, 759 nt
Organism: Apodemus sylvaticus (European woodmouse)
Lineage: Eukaryota; Metazoa; Chordata; Mammalia; Rodentia; Muridae
Product: THO complex subunit 4-like
Exons: 1
Coding region: 1-759 (252 amino acids)
Biological process (GO): mRNA export from nucleus
Cellular component (GO): nucleus
Molecular function (GO): mRNA binding
Source: RefSeq, a predicted model, not a curated record
AUGCCCGAAUCCACACUGGAGAUGGCCAACAAAGUGGACAUGUCUUUGGAUGACAUCAUCAAGCUGAACCAUAGGCAGCAAGGAGGUCCCUGGUGGGGCCGGGGUCGCAGAGGGGCCGGCUACCAGAACCUCUGUUGCUUCAAAGUAGGCGGCGGUGGUGAGCCUAGGAGGAAGCAGCCUGCCAUGGCCCUGCGUGGCAGGAACCGGGUGGCACCAUACAGCCACCAGAAGCAACGUCGGGACAAGUGGCAGCAGGACCUAGUCCACAGGGCCUUCGUGCGUGGAGCCAGCGUGGACAGCGGUGGGAAGCUGCUUGUGUCCAACCUGGACUUUGCAGUGUCCGAUGCUGAUAUACAGGAAGUCUUUGCUUCAUCCGGAACUUUGAAGAAAGCCACUGUGCACUAUGAUCGCUCUGGACAAAGUUUGGGGACAGCAGAGGUGCACUUUAAACGGGAAGCAGAUGCCCUGAAGGCUAUGCAAGAGUACAAUGGUGUGCCUUUGGAUGGCUGCCGCAUGAAGAUCCAGCUGGUCACAUCCCAGAUCCUUAUGCAACCAAGACCUGCACAAAGCAUCAACAGAGGACGCAUGACAAGAAACCCUGGCUCGGGAGGUUCGCGUGCUGGAGUCACCAGGAGAGGGACAAGUGGAGGCUACCAGGGACGAGCUAGAGGGGCCAGCAGCAACUCGAAGCAGCAGCUUACUGCAGAGGGGUUGGACGCACAGUUGGAUGCUUAUAUGGAAAGCAUGGACACUAACUGA